AGGUAGGAUAUUGAACACGAUAUCCAAUCCUCGUUCAAAUCACAAUUUCAACCCCACUUUCACAACCUUCUUGAAGCCCUCGUCUCCACUUUUACCAUUUUUACGUUGUAUUCACAUUGUUAGGUUUCGUCUUGCACGUGUUCAGCACGAGCUACUACACCUACGACCAGUAAAUACUACGUGCAAAAAAUUUUUUUCUUGUUCUGGUUCUGCACUUCGUUGUGCACCAGGUCCACCAAGACUCCAGCACCGUCGUCGUCUGUGCAACAAGAACUUCUUUUGCAGGACUUCUACGCGAGCACGUCGCCCCCUGGUGUUAAUUACUUCUCUUAGUGUCCUCGUCCUUUUUCGUAGAAGUUUUCUACUAACUAGAAGAACUCCACGGAACAAGGGAUACAGAAUCACUACAACAACUUCAGCCAUCAACUGUCGCAAGAGGAACCCUCUAUGCAUGUGACGGCCAACGAGCAGCACCGACUUCUACCGAAAGCAAAGUAGUGUUUUUUUCUACAAAGACACUACUAGCAAAAGUAGCUUGCUGUACCACGGUGCAAGCACUUCGACGACCAACGUCUUCCGGCGCGAAAAAGUUGAUGCUCGAGAAGGUGACCCGGUCCCGGCAGCUUUCUCGCUCCAAGUCCGCGCAAGCAAUGAUGUCAACAAGUGGAACCCCGUCCGGGGUUCAUCCGGAAGAGAUGUCCGGCGAGGAGCUGCGGACCCAGUCCUGCAAGUGGAAGGCGACCUUCAUUCCUGAGUACAUUUAGAUUCUACUUUUGAGGCAUUUUUUUGGGGAAUUCACCGAGCUUCGCAAGAAAAUCAAAAUGCUGGCCUCCACACAUAUGAAAAAAAACAAAAACGACGAGAUAUUGAUGACUUACAGAGCACGAUGUGUAGUCAACACUGAAGCAAGUAGGUCAUUGGUUGAAUGCAGAUAAUUACUAAUAAAUAUCUUGUUUGUGGUGCUCGUGCUGGAUCCUCGGAUCCUCUUCUAGGCGGAUGUAGACUUGAAAUCUGUGGAUUUGGGUUCUUAUUUGACAAAACUUGACUUUAGGUCGGCCCCGGAUGAAGGACGAGAUCAACCACCGAAACAUGAGCCCUUGUUUGCCCCCCGCCUCGGCGAAGUACAAGAAUCCUCCUGCAUUGCGAAGCACAAGCAGGGGAUCGAUUUUGAAGCGUCAACCACUGCGACUGAGACACGAUCGUCCUGGACUCCAUCUACUACGAGCGCCGCGUUGCGGAUGAGCGCGAGGAAGAAAAAGAAGAUGAAGGAGGAAAUCGAAAUGAAUUGUCAAAAACAACACAACUCUUUCCCCUCAGCUAUCGGCCAAACUGCUCCGACGCGGCCGAGCGAGGAACAACGUGGGGGACCUCCGUCGUUCUUCGCGAUGAGGAUGAGCAGCGGGAUUUCAUCACUAUUGGGGCCAUCAACGAAGACAUCCUGUUUGUCCACGACAUCCAGCAUGAGAACCAGGCCAACCUCCCCCGCCCGGCGCUUCUUGUUUUCGCGCAAAAUGAACUUCGUUUCCGCCGCUACUGGAGCGGUACUGAAUUUCAGUGGCGCGACCUCUAUCCAAGAAAAUCUUCACGGCAGCUCGUGUAGUUCUUGGAAUAAAUGCAAUAAAGCUGCCUGUAACAGCUUGUGAAGAAUUUGAAUUGUUCCACCUCUUUUAUUUUCGAAGAAAACUGUGACCUCUACUACAAGGCAUACUCCGUAGUUGCUUCAUCUGGCGGGUUAUGUUGUUGUGGACGUAGAAAAGCUAUAUUAUAAUGCUCGACUUGAAAAAUUAGCCAACGUGACGAAAGAAAGGCUGCUUUUUCGAAGUAGAUUUAAUUACUGCACAAGCUCCAAGAUCUACUUCCGAUGAGAUUUUCGCUUUGAUGCCCUUUGUUCGUGGUACCUACCUCCACCUACUACUGCCCGCCAGCACUGAUAUGUUCUUCACAACCAGACUGGGAGUGGAGGCUGUGCAGCCGGACAAGAUGAAGAACUACAAACAAACUGCGGACGAAGUAGAAGAAAAGCAGAGCAACGCCGGCUUCGAGCUUGGCUGCUUCGGCGGCGACGGUUCGCGCUUGGACGUGGAAAAAUGCAGCGACAGUAUCCAAGAAAAAAACUGUACUUAUAUAGUGUGAGUCUUUUGGGAAAACAGCAUCACAAGUUUGUCUGCCAUGACAGGAAAACUUUUUAUGCGCAGAUAGGAAGGGAAAACACAUAGGAAGCGGGCCGAAGCCGAUCAUGCAUGUCGAGCAUGACAAGUGUAACUGUUUUGCAUUUUCUGCAUCACAGAUUUACGCUUACACAGUUUUUGUCUUGCAUAGACAAGUGGGUGGACGACGACCUUGACGAGCAGUCGGUGUUUGACCCAGAAACCGUGGCUUCGAUUUUUGGUGCGCUGGAAAAAGACGCCUUGACUUUGCCUUCGGGAGGAGUUAGCAGUCUUCAUGGAGUAGAUGAUGCUGUCGAUUCGAUGAAAAAUGGCGCAAGCGCGGAUGGCCCGGCGAGUGCGGCGCUGCAAAAGCAAGAAGAUGACGCCUUGGCUCUACUGCCCGCAGCGGACAGCAAGAACAAUGAAGAUGAUCAUUCCACGCCGAAAAAUGAGGCGAGCGCAGAUGGCCCGGCGAGUGCGGCGUUGGAAAAACAAGACUCCUCCCCUCCGCCCGCAGCCAGCGAUCAUGGAGAUGAUGAUGCCAUGCCGAAAACGGCCACGCACGCCGCGAGCGCCGACGAAGCCCAAAGAAAUGCUGCAAAAUCCGCACUACAAAAAGAAGACACGACCUUGGCUCCGCCCGCAGCCAGUAGUCAUGGAGACGAUGAUACCGGUUCGAAAAAUGCUGCGAGCGCGGACGUCGAGCCAGGAAAUUCGGCGUUACAAAAAAGAGCCUUGGAGGGGGCAGCUCCUCCCACAGCCAACAAGAAGAACUUUGGAGAUGAUGAUGCUGGGUCGAAAACUGGGGCGGGCGCGGACGAGGCUGCGAAGCCAGCAUUACCAGAAAAGCAAGACACCAUGGCUCCGCCUGCAGCCGGCAGUCAUGGAGACGAUGACGCCGAUCCGACCACUGGUGCGCAAGCAAGCGCGGACGAUGCAGAAGCUACUGCGAAUUCGGUGCUACAAAAACAAGACGGUAUGGCACCGCCCGUGGCCAGAAGUUACCAUGGAGGCGAUGCCGGGUCAAAAACCGAUGCGAGGGGCGCGGGUGAACCUAACACGAAUUUGGCGUUACAAAAGCAGGACAGCGGCAAACGCAAACCGGACGUUGACGAUGAUGAGUUUUCGUUUUACCCAGAACCCGCGGCCCCGAUUGCUUCGGUACAAAAAGACACCUCCGUGGCUUCGCCAGCAGCCAGCAAUGCAAACCAGGGAAAUUAUGGUGAUGCAGAGUCCAAAAAUGGUGUGCGCGGGGGCGUGAAUGUUGACGAUCCGGUAAACUCGGCUUUGCAAAAACAAGAUCAAGACACCCUUGCGCCACCAGCAGCCGGCAGCCAAAAUGAUGAUGCGAAGUCUAAAUAUGGUGAGCGUCCGGGCGCGGAUGGCGAUCCGGCACACUCGGCGUUGCAAAAACAAGGCACCUUGGCGGCGCCAGUAGCCAGCACCAGCCAAAACCAGGGAAACGAUGGUGCAAAAUCCAAAGAUGCCGUGCGUUCGAGCGCGGAUGAUGAUCCUGCAACUGCAAACUUUUCGGCACUACAAAAACGAGACACCUUGCCCUCAGCGCCGCCAGCAGCCAGCCACCCUGGGGAUGAUGAUGCGCAGGAGCGGCCGAGCAAUGGCGCGCGCGCGGGCACGGACGACGAGCCGAUUCGAAGUAACUCGGCGUUGCAAAAAGACACCUUGGCGCCGCCUCAAGCAGCAGGAAGUGGCAAUGGAGGCGAUGGUGCCAACAGUGGCGCGGGCGGAGCAAGAACCACGCAGCCAGUGGCCCCCAGCUCAAAGAAUUUUGACCGUGACAACGACCAGUGCUGCGGGUACAAAAACGGAGGCAGCGAAGAAAGCGCUCGUCCUGCUGAUCGUCGACAAGGUGCAGGGCCAGGCGGAGGAGGUGGACGAGGACCUCCUGCGACACCCGUGGCCCACAGUGCGCCUAUUGUAGAAGAAUCUGCAUCAGGACCAGGAGCGAAUGCAGGAGGUGGAGGUGGACGUGCGGGUGGAGGAGCUGCAACCCGUCCCCCACAAGAAGUCGCUGGAGGAGGAGGAGGAGGUGGUGGUCUUCCUGCAGAUCCCGCAACACUGCGGCCGAGCGGAAGGAUAAACGUAGAUGGCGGGGGGCAGGGAGGAGGAGGAGGCGGAGAUGGCGAUGGCGGCGGGAGCCACGGCCUUACUCCAGCUCGUGCUGAUCGUGUUGGUGAUGAUCCUUUUUUAUUUCCAGCGGCCGGGGACGAGGUGCCACCGGAAGAGCCGCAAGCUUCAAAAGUGCCAACUUUUCAAGAACAAAAAACAGCUUCAAAAUUGCCAUCAGGAUUGGCAGCCGCAAGUCCAAGUGCGCCUGCGGGUCCUUCAACAAGUGUGCCUGGAGGAGAAGGAGGUGGAGGUAGCCCUCCAGCUUCUCCAGCAGGUGGAGGCGACGGAGCCGAUGUUGGUGGUGGCGGUGACGGAUCUGCUGCAGCAGCAGCAAGUUCGCCAGGAGCAGAAGCUGCAGUAGAAAGUGCCAGCUUAUCUCGGCCGCAGGGGCAAGAACAACCAAAAAUUUACAUAAUGGGAACUGGUGAUUAUACGGAAUCGGAGGAGCCCACAUUUAUGGAACGACGGUACGCGGCCUGGAGCUCGGGUUAUGAAAGACCGUUUCGCCCAGCCAAAGACGCGCCGCUCUCUCCUUUUGGAAAGCAACAGGCGAAGGCAGCUGGGGAAAGAUUCGCUGCGCACGUUCAAAGCAAAAGGAAAGAACACCACGAGUCGAGCCAGGUCGUGGUCGAUUCCGGGACUGUUUUCAUCUGCUCGCCAAUGCUUCGCUCUCUGCAAACUCUGGACUUUUUCCUGCAGGGCGCGGAGCCAGGCUUGCUUUUUCCCGAAAAGCGUCCUCGAGCGGAAGAGAAGAAGAAGAAGAUACCGCGCAUAUUUUUCGCUCCGGAGCUGCGCCCAAUAGGUCACGACACUUACCCUGUUAACAACAAGGGCACCCCGUUUGGAGAUUGGUACAACUUAUAUGCAUCACCUUUUCACAACAUUCGGUUCUUGGCGGGUUGGCGCCAAGGCAAAUAUCCAUACGCUGAAUUUUACGGCCCGCUGGAAACUAAUCCCUGGACGGCACAUGCUGCAGGAAGAAUUGGCGAAGACGCUGGGGUAUUCUUCCAGUUUUUGCGGGACCUAGUGGCAGUACCCGCGACCACGGAUGCUAAGGCUAUCGACGAGCGCGCAGCCAGGCUAUCGGGCUUGCACACGAUUCUGAUCGUCACCGACCCGGUCUUCCUGGACGCGAAAGGUGGUACCUGGAAAGAUGGUUCCAUGGGUUUUGACAAUCUAAACGGAGUCGAUAUCAAUAGAGAAAGGACACUAUUAUAUUACCUCAGCUUCAUGCCACAGAGAAGCGCGUAGUGAAUGUCGAGCUACGAAAGCACGAAGGACUUUCACAGGCCGAAACGCCGGUAAAGGCUGGAGUUUUUCGGAGAGAGUUCUCGUCUAAAUAGCAUUUCUAUGCCGCAGGCGCAGCUACUUCCAGCGUGGUCCUCAGUAUGUCAAUAGAUACAAUGAAUGACCUACCCUUUUUUUAUGUUUUCCCCUUGCAGAAUCAGGAACCGAAAACCUUGCUUCAUCAGCUUGACAAAGAGCUGCAACAACGUCGGCUUAUCCUUACAGGACGGAAGAUAGCUUGGCUAUGGCAGUAUUAGAAAGAUUGGCCGUUAUCUAUAUCUGUGGCCAUCAAUAAUAAAUAUGCAUCCCGUAUGAGUAAAAAAUCUAUCGCAUCCCCGCGACAGGAUCUAUUCGAGUGAGAGCCUUGGUCGCAGUGUGGCAGGGGUGGACGAGGGAAUAUUUUUCAUUCCCAUAAUAAAGUUGAAGGAUUUUGAUGGGACGCCCUUUUCUCGAAAGGAGAUCAACCUGCUCGACGUCUCUGAGGUUUUCGAGAUCACGAAUCAAGCAGGACUAACAAGGGAAAAGCCGACUUGUCAGGCGCUUUGGCCCCUCAUGCCGAAGCGCAUCCUUCUAAUAGGUACUGGGGAAUUUGAAAGAAAUUCUGUAAAUGCAGUCCCCGAUCCGCCACUGACCACCGAGAAUAGUAAGACGUGCCCGGCGGGCGCGGGCGCGGGCGCACGGGACGAAAAGCCGAGGAGAACGCCCGAAGUCAUGACCGGUUGCAUGGGUGAAGCGAUGACCAGGAAAGCCGGGAAAAAUUUUGUGACGGAGUACGUGCAGAAGACGUUGCAUGAGGAUCCGGAAACGUUUUUCAAGGAUGUGAUAUUUUUCGUGUCCCCGAUGUUGCGUGCGAUGCAGACUCUGGAUUCUUUUUUGCUGGGGGCCGACGUCCCAGACUUCACGUCCGAAAAUAGGAAAAAACAAAAAGGCGGGGCGUUGCCGAAAAAUAAAAUCAGACUGAUUUCUGAGUUGAGGCCAAUGACUUCUCGUCAUGGAAAAGUAGAACCACACGCGCCUCCUGUCAUCGAAAACAUCGGAACCGACUGGUCGGAGUGGAAAAAUCACGAAAAGUUUAAAAGUGUCCGACUCAUCCAAGAUUUUGAUUUUAAUCCAAAUCCAGACGAUCAAACCUUGGGAGGCGAGUUCGCACAAUUUUAUGAUGUAUCUGACAAAAAAAGCUGGAGAGACGGAUAUGAGUGGGCGGGUGUUCCCAUGAUGAAUGACGGGUCGUUCGUUGAAAGUGAAGCCAAUGGGAGUUUCGAUUUUUUCUAUGGUUUUACGGACCGAAUCUUGCAGGACGAAACUUUAUACGGUCGUACCGUCAUUAUCGUCGCGGAGUCGACGUUUCUCGACGGGAGCUAUUAUUUCAAGGAUGGCUGCGAUCCCGCUCCCCGAGAGGAAGAUCCCCGCCGGAUACACUUGAUGGAGCCGAACGGCGUGACGCCGCUGCUGCGGAUAGACCCGCCCGCGCCAGUGUGUCAUUUGAAUGAUUUCGCUGAGACGAUGGUGCUCGAGGUCAUGAAUCUCGGCACGGUCUUCGUGGAAGGGCUACUCGAUGAACACGAUACUCUGCAACUAUCUUGCCGAGCACUAUGGCUUGCGCCAGUUAAGGUGCAGGAUGAGCAUGCUGCUGCACGAUCUUUUCUCGCCCUGCCGCUGCCGGUCUCCCCCGCUGCGACCGGCCCUGCGAGCGCAUCCACGACAGCGGAACACCCCCAUUAA
Amoebophrya sp. A120 is the source of this 7286-nucleotide messenger RNA. The record is from the annotation of a GenBank genome assembly. Lineage: Eukaryota; Dinophyceae; Syndiniales; Amoebophryaceae.